Messenger RNA from Thermothelomyces thermophilus ATCC 42464, 3171 nucleotides. RefSeq lists its product as uncharacterized. The transcript has 2 exons. Gene Ontology annotation, biological process: regulation of DNA-templated transcription. The record is from RefSeq and is a predicted model, not a curated record. Lineage: Eukaryota; Fungi; Ascomycota; Sordariomycetes; Sordariales; Chaetomiaceae. Gene Ontology annotation, molecular function: DNA-binding transcription factor activity, RNA polymerase II-specific; zinc ion binding. The coding region runs from base 150 to 3053 and encodes 967 amino acids.
GACCUCAUCUCGUGGUGGGGCGACAACGAAGACGACGGACAGAGAGCGACAACUCGGGAACUCAGACAGGACGCGAGAGAGGAGAGAGAGCGACCACAGGAAAACGGUACUUCGAAACUGGUUGAAACCGGCCCCGCGGCGACGGUACCAUGGCAUCAGCAUCAGUAUCUCCGGGCCCGUCGUCGCAUUCGGGUCUCGAGUCUGAGUUUCCUCAGCACCCGGACUCGACAGGAGAGCUUGAUGAGGCCUUUUGGACGGCCAUCAGCAACCCCAGCUCCGGCUCACUCGGGCUCCUCUCUAGCCCGGCAGGCAGCUUAGGGAGCUCGUGGGCCGUCUUGGGAAAUGGGCAGAUCGUGGAGAUGCAACCAUCGCCGGCGGCUCUGCCGUCGCCCCUGAACGCCGACCUCGACCGGUUGAGCCCCUAUCCGGCGGCCGUCGACCAGAGCAGGAGCGGUGUGUACGGCAGCGUCAACAUGUUCCAGGGGUUGGAGAACCACGGGCUGGACUUCUUGACCCGUCCCGAGGCGCCAACGGAGCUCGCGUCCGCGCAGUUCGACGGCGAGGUGUUUGAUCCCGUGUUCAACCACUUCUCUUCGAGCAGCAUCCUUGAAGAACAGCAGCCCGCCGAGGCGGCCGGCUUCGAGAACCCGCAGGCGGCCGUCGACGUGCCACCGUGGGAGCCCGUCCAUCUCGGGCAUGGCAGCGGAGAUGGCAACGGGGACGGCAGCGGGAUCGGUCGCACCAGCAGCAACCCAAAACCCCCCGUGUCCGCCCCCGCUCCCGCCCCCGCUCCCGCCCCCGUUCCCGUUCCCGUUCCCACGACCGCCGCCAACGAAGCGUCCCCGAUCUUCAUCAUCGAGGACCCGGGCUUCACGUCGCAAUCUCCAUCCCACACCUACUCCCCCUCCCUCCACUCCGCCUCGGCCAGCCCGCCCGGCAGCGCCAGCCCGCAGUCCCCGGCCGCGCCGAUCCAGUUCGAACAGGGCCUCCCCCCCGCCGACCGUCUCAGGCGGCCUCGGACGACGUCGUCGACAUUGGCAUCCAGCGCUCCGAAAGCGAUCCCGGCGCCCCGCAAGCUCAACGCCGGCAACCGGGUGCAGAAGCGCAGGAGCCAGCCGUCCACGGCCUUGCACUCCUCCCCCCCGACGACGACGACGACGACGACCACCUCCACCUCUCCCUCACACACUUCCCCACGCUCGAUAUCAUCAUCAUCAUCGUCAUCGUCAUCGUCAUCGUCAUUGGCAUCGGCAUCGGCAUCGGCAUCGGCAUCGGCAUCGGCAUCGGCAUCGGCAUCGGCAUCGGCAUCGGCAUCGGCAGCCACGGCGGCGUCCAAGUUCCUCAUCGUCACGCCGUCGUCCAUCACGCUCAACUCGGCGGCGCAGCCCAACGUGAACCCGUUCGACUGCCUGGACGCGCUCUCGCGGGGGCCGACGCAGCGGGGGCGCAAGGGCCCGCUGGCGAGCGACACGAAACAGUCGGCGCUGGUGGUGCGGCGGAUGGGCGCCUGCUUCAGCUGCCACGCGCGCAAGGUGCGGUGCGACAAGGAGCGGCCGUGCCGGAGCUGCGUGCGGCUGGCCGGCAGCGUGCCGCAGGUCGUGUGCUGGCAGUUUGCCGACUUCACCGCCGUCCUGUUCCCGGGCUUCCUGCGCGCCCACCUCAAGCGCGACGAGGUCGCCCGCUUCGUCGACGGCUGCGUCGCCUCCUUCUCCGUCGCCGGCGCCGAGGUCCCCUGCACCGUCGAGCUCGUCUCCGGCGCCGGCUUCGGCCGCCGCACCGUCCUCGAGCUCCGCGCCAAGUUCUUCACCGCCCGCUCCGCCGACGCGCUGCAGCACUGGCACGCCACCGUCGGCAGGAACGGCAUGGACCUCUUCUCGCGCGGGGCGGCGCCCAUCGCGCUCGAGGUCCCCAAGGAAGGUGGGGGGGCCGGUACUACUACUACAAUUACUAAUACUACUACUACUACUGGUACUGGUACUGGUACUGGUACUGGUACUGGUACUACUACUACUAGUAGUAGUACGACCACAACCACGGCCGGGGACGGGCAGAGGGCGGAGCUCAAGCGGCGGCUGCGCGAGUACAUCCAGGCGAUGGUGGACGAGCCGCGGUUCGCGGAGCUGGUGACGCCGGAGCCGCAGCACACGGAGCUGCCGCGCCGGGUGCUCGGGAUCGUGCACGAGUACGCGGGCCGGAGCGACGUGCCGAUGGUGCGGCGGGCGCUGUCCAUCUACGCCAUGCACUUCGUCAUGACGCGGCACCUCUGCCUGUCGCCCAAGAGCGUGGCCGAGCUGGGGCCGACCGGGCUGGUGCCCCAGGGGGUCCCCUGGGUGACGCCGCGGGUGCUGAACCGGCAGGUCAAGGCGGUCGUGGACGAGAUGAUGUGCCGCGAGAUGCAGCUGCUCUUCGAGAACUUCGGCAAGUCGCUCAAGCCCAAGCUGCGCCGCGAGUGGGCCCCCUGCCUGGCCUCCUUCCUGGUCCUCUGCCUCUUCAUGGAGUCGGUCGAGACGGCCGCCGACCUGUUCGUCGUCACGGACAACGAGAUCAACCUGCGCCACCACUACUCGCCCGCCUGGAAGCGCUCCUUCGUCCUCGGCGUCAACCGCGAGAUCGAGAACAUGCCGUUCAAGCAGUUCGCCUUCCAGUUCCACCAGAUCUACCAGACCCACUCGCGCGACGCCGCCUCCCGCAGCUUCAACCCCCUCGUCGACGACGCCUGCUUCGACCUGGGCGAGCUCGACCAGGACGCCGCCGACAUGGUGCGCCAGUUGAGGCGCUUCAUCCAUGAUGAUUGUAAGUCUUGGGGCUUCCCUCUCUCUCCCCCCCUUUUCUCUCUCCCCCCCCUUUCUCUCUCUCCCUCCCCUUCCCCUUCGAAGUCGAUGCUGACCGCGGCAGGGUCUGAGCUGGACUAUUUGACGGCAGACCCGAUCCUGCCCAACAUCGAGGACCAUCCUUAUCCCCGCAACGUGGCCUACAACUACACCGGCCGGCUGGUUGCCAAGUUCCUACUCUCCUUCACCGACGAGAAGUACAUCUUUGACGGGAGGACGUAAAGGAGGGGGGGAUCAGUCUCGAUCUGUCAAUUUGUUGCAUGUGGAAUUUUCUGGCGAUGAACGAGUUACCAUGAAGGAAUGCGGUGGAUAGAUAUGUGCAUCAUACCCUCAUACCCUU